Scophthalmus maximus (turbot) is the source of this 3394-nucleotide messenger RNA. It is a transcript of the gene afap1l1a, whose product is annotated as actin filament associated protein 1-like 1a. The record is from RefSeq and is a predicted model, not a curated record. Gene Ontology annotation, cellular component: cytosol. NCBI's taxonomy places the organism in Eukaryota, Metazoa, Chordata, Actinopteri, Pleuronectiformes, Scophthalmidae. The coding region runs from base 136 to 2550 and encodes 804 amino acids. Gene Ontology annotation, molecular function: SH3 domain binding. The transcript has 20 exons.
AGCAGCAGCUUGUCCACACACACACACACUCACACACACACACACACACGCACUCUCCCUCAUGGGCCUGCGCUGAAUUUCAACAUCCUCACACUGACAGCUUCACCAGUGGAAUGGACGCAAACGGCCACAAAAAUGAUGUUGCCGUAUCGUGUUACUGCUCAUAGUGCUGACAGACCUGCUGCGAGCCGCCAGGCAGCGAUGGAGGUGUUGGUGAAUGAGCUGGGAGCUCUGCUGCAGAUGCUGGACCAGGAGAACCUCAGCUCCUCCACCCAGGAGAAGAAGACCUCAGUGUGGAACCUCCUGCAGCAGAUCCAGCCAGCAGUGCCAGGGACAGACUACAUCUACAUGAACUCAGCAGUUUACAGGAAUGGCACCAGCUUCGUGGAGUCCCUCUUUGAGACGUUUGACUGCGAGCUUGGAGACCUGAAGGACGUUACAGACGAUAUCAAAGAAGACAAGGACACCCAGACCGACACUUUAAUACAGAGCGGUGCAGACUCCCCGGCCCCGCACUCUGCCGACUCUCCUCCCCCGCUGCCCACAACGCCUCCUCCCGAGGAGUACUACGAGGAGGCGGUGCCUCUCAGUCCUGGCAAGUUGCCGGAGUACAUCAUCACACGAGCCAGGUCCAGCCCUCCCAAUUCUAUAGAAGAUGGGUAUGAAGAUGCCGAAAACAACUACCCCACUACCUGCAUAAAUUCACACCGUAAAAACUCUUACAACGAUUCGGACGCCCUGAGCAGCUCCUACGAGUCUUACGAGGAGGAUGAAGAAGAGAGGAGCCCCGGCGUCCGACUCACUCAUCAGUGGCCCUCGGACGAGAGCUCCAUGCCUCCUGCGAGAGACUGUCGCAUCUGUGCCUUCCUGCUGCGCAAGAAACGCUUCGGCCAGUGGGCCAAACAGCUCACAGUCAUACGGGAGAACCGGCUACAGUGCUAUAAGAGCUCCAAGGACACAUGCCCCUAUGUGGACCUGCCGCUGCCCCAGUGCACCGUGGUCUAUGCGCCCAAAGACAGCAGGAGGAAGCACCACGAGCUCCGGUUCACUUUGCCUAACGGCGAUGCACUGGUGCUGGCGGUGCAAAGCAAGGAACAGGCCCACAGAUGGCUGAGAGUUGUUAGGGAGGUGUGCGGUCAGGGCACAGGGCCUGAGGAAUCCGCGUCCCCCGUCAGUCCGCGAAGAACUGAACUCGACAAGAGGUUAUCUGCAGAGAGGAACACAUCGGAUUCAGACAGUGUGGGUGUGUCGGCUGGCGACAACUGCAGAGAGAACGGCAAGGUGAGACGAGGGGCUCUCGCUGCAGGCCGUAAAAUCACACGCAUCAUCAGCUUCUCCAAGAAGAAGCCCCCUCGGCCAGGUGAUCCCCGGACGUCCUUCGGCGACCCUCGACAAGGCUACCUGUCGGUGCUGGUGAACCAGGUGUGGCGGGAGCAGUGGUGCUGUGUGUGCCGAGGCUUUCUUUACUUCUACCAUGACAGAGGAGACUCCCGGACCUCGCUGCCUUCCCUCCCCCUGCACUGCUGUGAGGUGUUGCCGGGGCUUGGGCCCAAACACCCAUUUGCGUUCCGAAUCCUUCGCAACAGCACAGAGGUGGCUGCUGUGGAGGCAAGCAGCUCAGAGGAACUUGGGAGGUGGCUGGGUGUCCUCUUGGCAGAGACGGGCUCCACCACUGACCCAGAGUCGCUGCAUUACGACUAUGUUGAUGUGGAAACCAUUGCUAAUAUCCGCGACGCUGCGCGUAAUUCCUUCCUGUGGGCCACCUCCUCCAGCAGUGCCUCUACCGACUCCAGAACAUACGACGAGGUCCCUAAUGAGAAUACGCAGUCAGGGGAGGACCACAGGCCGCAGUCUGGGAAUCAAGGGAAGUGGCGCUCAAGUUUCUCCAGCAGCGACUCGGACAGAACUAAACCAUCAGUUUCCCUCAAGCGAACUGGCUCAAGUGAAGAGUGUGACAUUAUCAAAAAGGAGGAGCAGACCGAACGCUGUGAGACGCUUCGUCUUCUUCCCACAACCCCUGCACGUCUGACCUCUCACCUUUGCUCCGACCCAGAUGCCAACCAGUAUGGGAAGUAUGGGAAAACACGAGCGGAGGAGGAUGCCAGGCGUUACCUGAAAGAAAAAGAGGAGCUAGAGAGGGAGAGAGAUGGGAUCCGAAAUGCACUGGUGACCCUCAGACAGGAGAAGAGGGAGCUGAAGGAAGAGUUAAAGACGGCCUCUGAUAAGAGGAAGUCCUCCCUGAACAAGCGCGUGUCCCAUCUGGAGGAAGCCUGUCGAGCUAAGGAGGCAGAGCGGGUGGACCUGGAGCUCCGGCUGACUCAGGUCACGGAAAACCUGAAGAAGAGCCAGGCAGGCGGGGCGCUGGGUGCACCAGUCGAGGCUAAACCACCUGUUGGGGCCUCCGGCAAAAAGAGCCAGAACAUCUACAGUGAGUCUUUACCGGUGAACUGUGCUGCGGAAAUGCGUAGGAGACCUCUGUCCGUUUAUGCUUCUUCCACAGGGACUGUCAUGCAGAAAGCAAAGGAAUGGGAGUCAAAGAAAGCAACCUAAGAGCAGCAUCAUGAAAAGGACUGACAUAUCACGAUGGGACUUUUUCGACCUGCAAUCCUUUUAAGGGAAAACCUCCUAUCCACAUUCCAAAGCGCAGAGAGAGACUGUAAUGAAAGAAACCAGCCACUAGGUGGAGGUACACAUCACUGAAUACACUACUAUCUUUUCCAAAUGUGAGGAAGUUAAGGACUUCACAUCACUUGUAUCCGAAACUUUCCGUCGUCUAUGUUGACGCAGGUUCAGAUGUGGCAAACAGAAAAGAGAGAAUUAUGGGUGUUUUAGAAGAAAGACACUAGAAAAGUGUACUGGAGAGCACAGUGAGUGCAAAGCAUACAAUGCUGUGAUGGAAAAGCAACUGAGGAUCGUGUUGGAAUCACUGUUGCAUGAGGUGAAAUGUGUGAUUGUGAAGGUGCCAUUUGAGGGAAAGUGACCUAAGACAUGUGAGGUGUUGGACAAUAAGAGGACGGAGGCAGUGAGAGCCACAAUGUGCCUUAUUAUUUUGACGUUGUUGUUUUUUUGUCUGUACAUACUGAGCCAUGACAUCUGUUUUGUUUACUUUAUACUUUAAUACUGCACAAGGGUUUUUUUUCCAUUUUCACCUAUUCAGUGAUCAUCUGCUGUGUGACCAACAAAGCACCGCUAUUGAUUGGUACAAACCACCUUUCAGAAAAUCUCCCUCAUGUCAUUUUAGCAACUUCUCUUUUCAACCCGUGGUCGUCUUUGGCACUUUAUUGAUCUCCUGCCUCGAGGAGAAAUGUGCAUUUGUUUCCCCGAACGUUUCUUCUCCCGCCAUUCGUGACAAUGCAGACACAGAAUUUAUUCCUCAUUAAAACGCAGAAACGCA